Nyctereutes procyonoides (raccoon dog) is the source of this 3663-nucleotide messenger RNA. RefSeq names its product T cell immune regulator 1, ATPase H+ transporting V0 subunit a3 (gene TCIRG1). Lineage: Eukaryota; Metazoa; Chordata; Mammalia; Carnivora; Canidae. Gene Ontology annotation, molecular function: ATPase binding; proton-transporting ATPase activity, rotational mechanism. The coding region runs from base 159 to 2648 and encodes 829 amino acids. The record is from RefSeq and is a predicted model, not a curated record. The transcript has 21 exons. Gene Ontology annotation, cellular component: plasma membrane; vacuolar proton-transporting V-type ATPase, V0 domain; vacuolar proton-transporting V-type ATPase complex. Gene Ontology annotation, biological process: vacuolar acidification; proton transmembrane transport.
GGGAAAGUGAGUUGCGUGGGCGCCGGGGCGGGGAGCGCAGAGCCGGGAGCGCGGAGCCGAGCGGCGCCGAGUGCGGCUGACCCGGGUCCUGUCUCUCCUGGGGCAGGGUGGCCAAGUCCCAUUUACCUAAAGAGGAAGUGGAGCCCUAGAGAAGGACCAUGGGCUCCAUGUUCCGGAGUGAGGAGGUGGCACUGGUCCAGCUCUUCCUGCCCACCUCUGCCGCCUACACCUGCGUGAGCCAGCUUGGCGAGCUGGGCCUCGUGGAGUUCAGAGACCUCAAUGCCUCGGUGAGCGCCUUCCAGAGACGCUUUGUGGGGGAUGUUCGGCGCUGUGAAGAGCUGGAGAAAACCUUCAUGUUCCUGCAGGAGGAGGUGCGGCGGGCUGGGCUGGUGCUGCCUCCACCAGAGGGGAGGCUGCUGGCACCCCCGCCCCGUGACCUGCUUCGCAUCCAGGAGGAGACAGAUCGCCUGGCACAGGAGCUCCGGGAUGUGCGGGGCAACCAGCAGUCCCUGCGGGCCCAGCUCCAUCAGCUGCAGCUGCACUCUGCUGUGCUGGGCCAGGGCCACAGCCUCCCGCUGGCAGCCACCCAUGCUGAUGGGCUCUUGGAGAGAAGCCCCCUGCUCCAGCCCCCUGGGGGGCCACACCAGGACCUGAGGGUCAACUUCGUGGCAGGAGCCGUGGAGCCCCCCAAGGCCGCUGCCCUGGAACGCCUGCUCUGGAGGGCCUGCCGCGGCUUCCUCAUCGCCAGCUUCAGGGAGACGGAGCAGCAGCUGGAGGACCCGGUGACGGGCGAGCCCGCGACCUGGAUGACCUUCCUUAUCUCCUACUGGGGUGAGCGGAUAGGACAGAAGAUCCACAAGAUCACUGACUGCUUCCACUGCCACGUCUUCCCAUUCGUGGAGCAGGAGGAGGGCCGCCUCACAACCCUGCAGCAGCUGCGACAGCAGAGCCAGGAGCUGCAGGAGGUCCUGGGGGAGACUGAGCGCUUCCUGACCCAGGUGCUGGGCCGGGUGCAGCGGCUGCUGCCACCCUGGCAAGUGCAGAUCCGCAAGAUGAAGGCCGUGUACCUGGCUCUCAACCAGUGCAGCGUGAGUGCCACGCACAAGUGCCUCAUUGCUGAGGGCUGGUGCGCCACGCGCGACCUGCCCACGCUACAGCAGGUGCUGCAGGACAGCUCGAGUGAGGCGGGCGUGAGCGCUGUGGUUCACCGCAUCCCCUGCCGGGACAUGCCCCCCACGCUUAUCCGCACCAACCGCUUUACUGCCAGCUUCCAGGGCAUCGUGGACGCCUACGGUGUGGGCCGCUACCAGGAGGUCAAUCCUGCGCCCUAUACCAUCAUCACCUUCCCCUUCCUCUUUGCCGUGAUGUUUGGCGACGUGGGCCACGGGCUGCUCAUGUUCCUCUUUGCCCUGGCCAUGGUGCUCGCGGAGAACCAGCCGGCCGUGAAGACGGCGCAGAAUGAGAUCUGGCAGACUUUCUUCAGCGGCCGCUACCUGCUGCUGCUCAUGGGCCUGUUCUCCAUCUACACCGGCUUCAUCUACAACGAGUGCUUCAGCCGCGCCACGACCAUCUUCUCCUCGGGCUGGAGCGUGGCAGCCAUGGCCACCCAGUCGGACUGGAGUGACACGUUCUUGGCGGAGCACCCACUUCUCACCCUGGACCCCAAUGUCACCGGUGUCUUCCUGGGACCCUACCCCUUCGGCAUUGACCCCGUCUGGAGCCUGGCUGUCAACCACCUCAGCUUCCUCAACUCCUUCAAGAUGAAGAUGUCCGUCAUCCUUGGGGUCACCCACAUGACUUUUGGGGUGGUCCUGGGAGUCUUCAACCACAUACACUUCGGCCAGUGGCACCGGCUGCUCCUGGAGACCCUACCGGAGCUGGUCUUCCUGCUGGGGCUGUUCGGCUACCUUGUCUUCCUGGUCAUCUACAAGUGGCUGUGCAUCUCAGCUGCCAGCGCUGCCUCAGCCCCCAGCAUCCUCAUCCACUUCAUCAACAUGUUCCUCUUCUCCCGCAGCCCCACCAACAGGCUGCUCUUCCCUGGGCAGGAGUUGGUGCAGUCUGUGCUGGUGGUCCUGGCCCUGGCCAUGGUGCCCGUCCUGCUGCUUGGCACACCCUUGUUCCUGCACUGGCAGCACCGCCGCCGUUCGCGGAGGCCCACUGGCCGGCAACCGGAUGAGGACAAGUCCAGGAUUCUAGACUCCUCCGACACGUCUGUGGCUGGCUGGGGCUCUGAUGAAGAGAAAGCAGGGUGCCCAGGGAACUCAGAGGAGGCCGAGUUUGUCCUGUCCGAGGUGCUCAUGCACCAGGCCAUCCACACCAUUGAGUUCUGCCUGGGAUGCAUCUCCAACACGGCCUCUUACCUGCGCCUCUGGGCUCUGAGCCUGGCCCAUGCUCAGCUAUCAGAGGUCCUGUGGGCCAUGGUCAUGCGUGGCGGCCUGCGCAUGGGCCGUGAAUGGGGUGUGGCGCCUGUGGUGCUGGUUCCCGUCUUUGCUGCCUUCGCUGUGUUGACAGUGGCCAUCCUGCUGGUGAUGGAGGGGCUCUCAGCCUUCCUGCACGCACUGCGGCUACACUGGGUGGAGUUCCAGAACAAGUUCUACUCAGGCAGUGGCUACAAGCUAAGCCCCUUCACCUUCACUGCAGAGGAAUAGUAGUGCCCAUCUGUGGCCACGCUCAGGUCUCUGCCUUUACCUACAGAGACAAGAAAUAAAGAUGGCUUUAGGAACUGUCCUGGUCCCAUCUGCAAUGCCACGGGCUGGGGAGGCUGGGUGUGGUGGGGCCUAGGCUCUGGGCAUGGGCUGGUCCCACCCCAGGGCUCCUGAUAUCAUGGACUCCGUGCCUGGCUAUAUAUUAUGCCCAUCUUCCUCAUGCUCACCUAUGCAGCUGGGCUUGUUGUCAGGUGUAGUGGAGUGGGAAGCCCUGGUCUGGGACCUGGGGUCUUGAGAAUUUGGGGAGAGGCCUCAUGAACACAUCUGCAGUAAUUCCAGAGUCUUGGCGUGAAAAGGGGCAGAACUAGGACCAAGGAAGGAUGUUUCCAGCACAUUCUAGCUCAGUAUGAGUGUCUCCCAGGCUGAGCCAGGGAUGUGAGCUCCCGAUAUCCUUGGGGAUGUGCAAGUGGCUGUUAGGAGACUGUUUGGGAUACUCGGCAUGAAAGGUGGUGCCUGGCAUGAUGGGCCAAUGUUUCCAUGCCCUGGUGCUAGCUAGCCCCACCUCAGGCACUCAAGAUGUCUUGAGGCAGGGAGCAGCCUGGGACACCACAGCCUGACCCAGCAGUGAGGACUGGGACACUCACACACACGGCCACCAUUCUAGAGAAGGGCAGAGGCUGUCCAGGCAGCCCAGGAGCCACCCAGGGCCCCAAUGGUCAGGAAAAGGAUUGAGCUGGAUUCCAGGCCCUGCUGCCCCUUCAGUGGAACCUAUUGUCUCUCCCACCCCUCCUUGGUGACCAGUCCUGCCGCCUCCCCCCACACUGAGGUCAUCCUGCGGCUGGUUGGGUGGAGAGGAGCAUUUUGCAUGUCUUUCUGGCCUGGGUCCCACCACUGGCUGGGAGGUGGUGCCAAUGCUUCUCAGAGGCCUUCCUUUCUCAGGCUGAGGAGCUGCAAAAUGGCUCUUCCGGCAGGAGGCCCCAGGAACAAAGGCUGCUUUGAGGCCAAAGAUGCCCUGGGC